Molecule: messenger RNA, 1600 nt
Organism: Oppiella nova
Lineage: Eukaryota; Metazoa; Arthropoda; Arachnida; Sarcoptiformes; Oppiidae
Source: the annotation of a GenBank genome assembly
GUUUAGUUGACUACAAACAAGAACCAAAUUGUUUGCAAAAAUGAUAUUCUCGACAUUAUUUAGUUUUAAUUCAUUUUAUAUAUUCACCGCUGGUUUGAUAGCAUUGUAUUUUUAUUUGACUCGGAAUUUCAAAUAUUGGUCAUCCCGUGGCAUCCCUGGUCCCACACCACUGCCCAUCUUUGGCACUCUAUGGCACCUGUUCUUAAGACCUUUUCCUGAGGGUAUUGUAUAUAAUGGCCAAAAAUAUGGAAGAAUAUACGGGACAUACUUGAGUUCGAGACCAAUGCUUGUAAUAAAUGACCCUCAAUUGAUCAAAGACAUGAAUAUUAGAGAUUUUCAUGUAUUUUUCGAUCACAACGAUUUUAAAACCGGAGAUCCAUUUAGCGAUAGAUCACUGUUUAAUCUAACCGGAGAGGACUGGAAGAAAAUGCGAUCAAUUAUUAGUCCGACCUUUUCAAGUGGCAAAAUGCGAGCAAUGCAUCCCAUUAUCAUUGAUUGCGUGAAGAGAUUAGAGAAAUAUUUGGAGCAGAAGUCGAGGAAUGGAGAGGACGUGGAGAUGAAGAAAGCGAUGGGGAAUCUGACGAUGGAUGUGAUCGCUUCGUGUGCUUUCGGCACUAAAAUAGACACUCAUAACGACCCCAACAAUGAGUUUGUAGUGAAUGCACAAAAAGUAUUUCGAGGGAAUUGGAGGAUUUGGGUCUUCUUUAUACUAAACAGUACUUUCCCUAAACUAAUCAAAUGGACCGGAUUUCAGAUCCAAGAUCCGAGUGCCAAGAAAUUCUUUUCCACAGCCAUUAAGUCAAUCGUGGAAAGGCGUAAAUCGGAGAAAACCAAACAAAGAGAUUACAUAAAUCUUAUGAUUAACGCACAAAACAAGAAACAAGACACCGAUGAAGCAGAUGUGGAUGACUUGAAUGAAGAGAUCUUUGGAAAAGUCGAUUCGGCGGACGCUUUGAAAUAUAAUAAACAGAAGACAGAGAUAACAGAUGAAGACAUAUUGGCCACAAGUUUCUUAUUCUUUGUGGCCGGAUAUGAAACCACUGCUUCUCUUCUGACGUAUAUGUCCUACAGAUUAGCUUUGGAUCAAAAGUGUCAACAAAAACUAUACGAAGAAGUGAGUCGUUUCGACGGGAAGUAUGAUUACGAGAGUAUCUCGAAAAUGCCAUAUUUGGAGGCAUGUGUUGCCGAAACCCUGAGAAUAUACAAUCCCGUCGCAGCUAUCGGUAGAAUUGCUAACGAAGACUAUACUAUUGGCGAUACCGGACUAACAAUUCCGAAGGGGAUGAUGGUUAACUUUGAUAUGCAAACCCUACACCACAGCCCUAAGUAUUACCCAAACCCUGAUCGUUGGGAUCCGGAGAGGUUUAUGCCCGAGAAUAGGGACCAAUUGGUUCCAUACACUUAUAUGCCGUUCGGAAUGGGACCCCGAAAUUGUGUGGGAAUGAGGUUUGCCUUAAUGGAGGCCAAGACAGCGAUAGCCCAUUUGAUUAAUAAAUUCAAAUUCGUGAGAACACCCAAUACUACAGUUCCUCUUGAAAUAAAGAAGUUUGAAGUUCUGUUAACAACAGGAGAUGUUAACAUUGGAAUUGAAUUAAGAAAA